AUGUAUUCCCGAUAUCCUGCAUCGACCAACCAGCCGAUAUUGGAUCAUGACUAUGGAUUUUUGAAUGAGCAAUUUUUCGACAUCGAUAAUUCUGCAUUUUCCUGGAAUUCGGCGAGAAUCCCUCGAAAAUGCUCAAUUUGCUCUGAAAAUUGCCCGGAAAAUUCAAAAACGCUGAAAUUCGAAGGAGAUGCUAUUGUUCUUCUAAUCGGACAAGUGCUACGUGGCAGUUUCAGUCUGAAACAAGCCGAUAAUUUCCGAAAAAUUUGGAGAAGACAAAAAAUCUGUAAUCUCCAUUUUUCGGAAUCGAUCGAUGCGAUUUUCGAAUUUCUCGGGAUCACAAAACCAUGUGGAAUAUUGGCUUGUUCGGAAGAAAUGAUGAAUGUUCUGAUAAAUCGAAUGGAGGGUACUGUAGCUCAGGGAAUCUCGUUGAAGCGAUUCAAAAAUUGUGUUUAUAAAGUGGCACUUGAUCUAGAAAAUGCUGGAAAAAUCUCGGAAAAAUUUCCAGAAACUUCUACUUCUUCUUCUGUUAAAAUUUCAUAUUGUUAUCUCUGUCCGAAUGGAGAAAAACGAUCGGAAAUGAGAAAUGUGAAGACGCAAGAAGCGCGGAUUGUAUUGCUCAUCGGACGGAUUCUUCUGGAAAAAUUGACAAUAAAAGAGGCAAUUUCCUUGUUUAACCCCUCGGAAUCUCUAUUUUCUUGCCGUUUCCACUAUUCUGAAUCGUUCGAGAAGAUUCUGAACACUUGUGAAAUCGCGAAUCCUUAUAAAGUGGCACCAUGGGAAUUGACAAAGGAGGUGAUGGAUUUGGUGACUGCGAUUUGGCCAGGAAUCGAUGAAAACGAGUUUUCGAGAAUUUUAAAAGGGUUUUUGAGAGCCAACAAGUUUUUGAAAAGUCUCUUAAAUCUGGACUACAAACAAUCGAGAAUUGCACCGAAACGAAUUCACCCGGAUUCAAAUAUUCUAGAAAAUUCUGAAAAUGUCCCGAAAAUCCCAAAAAUUUCAACUGGAAAUCCGAAAAAAUACAAAUGUUCGAUUUGUUCAGAAUUCAAAAAUUCCGAAAAAAUUUCCGGAUUUCGGCUGAAUGGACAGGAAUAUUUGAUUGCUGUUGGAAUGGUUUUAGGCGAAGUUUGGACGGAUGAGCAAGCCAAAAAUUUUAUUUCUUCGAUAAACGGAAAAUUGAGGAUUUCGAUUUGUGAAAUUCAUCGAUUCGAGAUUAAUUGCACAAUUCUUCAAUCUCUUAAAAUUGAAAAUAUCCAUCAAUUGAAGUUUUGCUCAUUUUCUCUUUUCGAUAAUUUGAUGGAAAUUUCGAGAAAAUUCUGUCCAAAUCUCACGAUGUCUCGCUUUUUCCUGAACUUUUUCCAUUUUUCAACUGGAAAAAAGAAUAUUUCUAAAUCGAGAAGUGCUUAUUUGGAAUACUACGAAAAACUUCAUUCUGGAGAGAAUACCGAGAAGAAACUGUGUCAUUUGGAAUAA
Molecule: messenger RNA, 1470 nt
Organism: Caenorhabditis briggsae
Lineage: Eukaryota; Metazoa; Nematoda; Chromadorea; Rhabditida; Rhabditidae
Exons: 3
Coding region: 1-1470 (489 amino acids)
Biological process (GO): negative regulation of vulval development
Source: RefSeq, a predicted model, not a curated record